Molecule: messenger RNA, 2322 nt
Organism: Rattus rattus (black rat)
Lineage: Eukaryota; Metazoa; Chordata; Mammalia; Rodentia; Muridae
Product: zinc finger protein 175-like
Exons: 4
Coding region: 199-2037 (612 amino acids)
Biological process (GO): regulation of transcription by RNA polymerase II
Molecular function (GO): RNA polymerase II cis-regulatory region sequence-specific DNA binding; DNA-binding transcription factor activity
Source: RefSeq, a predicted model, not a curated record
AAAAUUUCAUGAGCUGAUGUUGGCUGAGUGUCCCACAGCCCCUGACUUCCCAGGACUUUCCGGUGUCUUCGUAGAUUCCUGGGUCAGGCCAAGUCCUUCAUGCUGCUGAUUUUCUGGCAAAACGAAGCUGAGUUCCGCCCGUCAGCUCUACUCAAAGGCUCCUCAUGCUCACCCGAAUCCUGAGGAAAUCCAGACGACAUGGCUGCUGACGUGAAUUUCUGUCAGAAGUCCCAGAGACUGGGAACAGAGGAGCAGGAUGGGUCAUGUGAGAGGUUGGUGUCCUUUGAGGAUGUGACUGUGGACUUCAGCCAGGAGGAGUGGCAGCACCUGGACUCUGCCCAGAGAUGCCUGUACCAGGAGGUGAUGCUGGAGAUCUACAGCCACCUCUUGGCAGUGGGCUAUCCCAGGCCAGAGGCCAUCCUCCAGAUGAAGAACAGAAAGGACGCACGACUGGGGAAGAUUGAUUUCCCACAUCAGAGGUGUGGUCAAGGGCAGUCAGAGCAUGACUCGCCACAGCAGAUUUGUGUGACCGCCGCCUUUCCAAGGGACGCAUCAAGAGUAAUCACCAGAGGUGGUUCUUACUGUUCCACUAUGGAGGAACUGUGGCAGGGUGGUGACCCUCAAAAGACAGAUCAGCAAAACCAGAUCCCACCCUCGAGUCCUGGUGCUUUCUUCAGCCAGAAAGCCGUAAUCACAGACAACUGUGGUGGAUGCGAAGCAGCCGGGGGAUCCAUUCCUUUAGGCCCCCACCUCAUCUCUACACAAAAGAGAUCUCCGCGACGUUGCCCGUGUGAGAAGGCGUUGCAGCCUAACCUGCAAGCAGACAGUGAGCAUCAAAGCAGCGCCACAAAGCUCGGCGUUGUGGACUCUUGUCCGUUCUGCACACAAGGCCUUUCCAGUGCUGUGUGUACAGCUCACAGCACAGGAGACAGAGCAUGCACAGGUAACCAGUGUGCCAACGUUCUCAGCCCUAGGUCACCACUUAGGCAGCAUGGAAUUCUUUCUCAGGACGAGCCAGUUGAGUAUACCAAAGAUGAGAAGGCCUUCACUGCCGGGUCAGCUUCGUGUCAGCAGCAAACAACGAACACGCUAGACUUAGAGACACAUUUUAUUUGCCACAGAUGUGGAAGAUCCUUUCUUCAGAAAUCCGAGUUGAGUUUUCAUCUAGGAACAAACAGAGAGGAGACAUGUUAUGAAUGUCCUGACUGUCUGAAAUCACUUACUACCCGUCCAUCCAGCCUGCAGGCGCAUCAUGAAGCUCACACAAAGCAGAAACCUUACACCUGCCACGACUGCGGGAAGUCAUUCAGUUAUGCCUCCCACCUGAAGGUCCAUCUUCGAAUACACACGGGUGAGAGGCCUUAUGUGUGUUCUGACUGUGGGAAGGCCUUUAGCCAGAAGUCAGUCCUCACCACACAUCAGAGAAUCCACACUGGGGAGAAGCCUUACGCAUGUAGCCACUGUGGGAAAUUGUUUGUCUAUGCGUCGGAUCUGAGGAAGCACAGUCGGUUUCACACAGGAGAGAAGCCUUACGAGUGCAGAGACUGCGGGAAGGUAUUCAGUAAUAAAUCUCACCUGCCCGUGCAUCGCCGGAUCCACACUGGUGAGAAGCCCUACAAAUGCCGUGACUGUGGGAAGUCGUUCAGAAGAAAGUCCCACCUUCAAGUGCAUGGCCGAACACACACAGGUGAGAAGCCUUAUGCAUGCCCUGACUGUGGGAAGGCCUUCAGCCACAGUUCAGUUCUCAGCACACAUCAGAGAAUCCACACUGGGGAGAGGCCUUACGUAUGCAGCGACUGUGGGAAGGCCAUGUCUUCUAAAGCUCAACUGAGUGAGCAUCAAAGAGUCCACACAGGUGAGAAACCCUUCGUGUGCGUUGAAUGUGGGAAGGCUUUCGGCGGCAGAUCUUCCUUACAAGUACACCGCAGAACUCACAGCGGUGAAAAGCCAUUCGUCUGUCACAAAUGUGGGAAGGGCUUCCUGCGCAAGUCACAGUUGUCGUCUCACCAACAAACUCACCCUGGUGAGAAUCCUUAGGAGCUCGGUGCGAGCGUGUGCAAUCAUUGGGUCAUAUGUACCAGCUGAAGGAACAUCAUCGCACCGAAACAGAAGAAAAUGUCCUCGACUGGGAAAGUUUUCAACAGCCGAAGGCUCGUCUUUCAUUCUGUGCCGAGAAACCUAAGGUGGGUUUCAAACACAAGUCAUAUUUCAGUAGACCCAGUAGACCUGAUACUAUAGAUAUUGAUCAUGUGAAAGGCUUUACCACAAAGUCAAUUCCUUAUCCAUGUUUUUAAUUUAAAUAAAGAGACCUAAUUAUAGCUA